Messenger RNA from Trichosurus vulpecula (common brushtail), 1595 nucleotides. RefSeq names its product creatine kinase U-type, mitochondrial. The record is from RefSeq and is a predicted model, not a curated record. The transcript is spliced from 10 exons. Bases 138 to 1484 code for a protein of 448 amino acids. Gene Ontology annotation, molecular function: creatine kinase activity. Gene Ontology annotation, biological process: phosphocreatine biosynthetic process. Gene Ontology annotation, cellular component: mitochondrion. NCBI's taxonomy places the organism in Eukaryota, Metazoa, Chordata, Mammalia, Diprotodontia, Phalangeridae.
CUUCGCCUUCUGCUCCAGCAUCGGUUCUGGCCCAGCUCCGGCCCCCUUCCAGCGCCAGAUCUAGCUUUCGGCCUCUGGUUCGCUUUGGGCCCCUGCUCCAGCUCUAACUCCCAGAUCGAGUACCCGGCCCCCACGCCAUGGCUAGUUCCUUCUCCCGAUUAUUCUCUGCCCGCCCAGGACUCAGGCUUCUUGCUGUGGCCGGCGCAGGGUCUCUGGCUGCUGGGUAUCUGCUCCGCCCGGACCCACUACGAGCCGCUGGCGAUCGAAGAAGGCUGUACCCACCCAGGUAUCAGCCCAUGGGACACAUUCCUGGAGACCUUAAGGCUAUGCUUGGUUUCUGUCCCGUUUCCCCUAUGAUGACUCCUGUACCCCUCCUCAGUGCAGAGUACCCUGACCUUCGAAAACAUAACAACUGUAUGGCUAGUCACCUGACUCCAGCUGUUUAUGCCCGGCUCUGCGACAAGACCACGCCCACAGGAUGGACACUAGACCAGUGUAUCCAGACUGGUGUGGACAAUCCUGGUCACCCUUUCAUCAAGACUGUGGGCAUGGUAGCUGGAGAUGAAGAGACCUAUGAGGUAUUUGCUGAGCUUUUUGACCCUGUGAUCCAAGAAAGACAUAAUGGCUAUGAUCCCCGAACAAUGAAGCAUACCACAGACUUGGAUGCCAGCAAGAUUCGAGCAGGCCACUUUGAUGAGAGGUAUGUAUUAUCCUCAAGAGUCCGGACUGGCCGAAGCAUCAGGGGACUCAGUCUACCCCCUGCCUGUACAAGGGCUGAGCGACGGGAAGUGGAACGAGUUGUAGUGGAAGCACUGAGUGGCCUGCAGGGUGACCUGGCUGGACGAUAUUACCGGCUCAGCGAGAUGACUGAGGCUGAGCAACAGCAGCUUAUUGAUGACCACUUCCUAUUUGACAAGCCUGUGUCUCCCUUGCUGACAGCAGCAGGAAUGGCCCGAGACUGGCCAGAUGCUCGAGGAAUAUGGCACAACAAUGAAAAAAGCUUCUUGAUCUGGGUGAAUGAGGAGGAUCACACACGGGUCAUCUCAAUGGAAAAGGGUGGCAACAUGAAAAGAGUGUUCGAGAGAUUCUGCCGGGGGCUCAAGGAGGUGGAACGUCUAAUCCAAGAACGUGGCUGGGAGUUCAUGUGGAAUGAGCGUUUGGGUUACAUCCUGACUUGCCCUUCUAAUUUGGGAACUGGACUUCGAGCAGGCGUACAUGUCAAACUGCCCCUGUUAAGCAAGGACAGUCGAUUCGCCAAGAUCUUAGAGAACCUAAGGCUACAAAAACGUGGAACUGGUGGGGUGGACACAGCAGCCACAGGCAGCACUUUUGACAUUUCCAACUUGGAUCGGCUAGGCAAAUCAGAGGUGGAGCUGGUGCAGCUUGUCAUUGAUGGGGUCAACUACCUGAUUGACUGUGAGCGGCGGCUAGAGAGAGGACAAGACAUCCGUGUGCCUGCACCCAUUGUCAACACCAAGAAUUAACUUUCCAACUGCCCAUAGAUCCUCCCAAGCUCUCAGCCAAUUAUUCAGCCAAUACCCUCUCCUGCCAACUGUGAAUCUGACCCUUGACCCAGUAAAACCCACUUGUUAUGC